Molecule: messenger RNA, 1648 nt
Organism: Portunus trituberculatus (swimming crab)
Lineage: Eukaryota; Metazoa; Arthropoda; Malacostraca; Decapoda; Portunidae
Exons: 6
Coding region: 166-864 (232 amino acids)
Source: RefSeq, a predicted model, not a curated record
GGUGGGGGCUUCCAGUGAGCAUCGGGUGACGCUGACCAACGUGACUGCCGCCACCGCUGGCAACUACUCCUGUGAAGCGAUGAGUGAUGCCCCGGAAUUCUUUGUCAGUGCUCUCUCUGUCAACAUUCCAGUGCUUGCUUUAAUAUUAAGCUUGUACAGUUGCUGAUGAAGAGUUUGUUAACCACAGAGGUCCCAGCAGCUGGCCCUAACUGGAGAGGGCUGCUCAGUAUGUACCACCUAGACCAGCAGCUUGUGGCUCACUGCCAUGUCCACUUCUCCCGACCACCAGCACUCUUCACCUUCUUUGUGAAUGGUCACCUUGUCACGGAUAGUGGUUGGCACCUUUGGAACCCUCCAGUACAGCACCCACAAGAGCCUGUGUGGAACUCUUCCUCAACACUGUCUAUUCCCCUCAAUUUGCAGAACAUUCAGAAGUUAUUUCCUAAGGAACACCCAAAAUAUACGUUCAUUGAAUCAGAUUCAGAAGCUGGUACAGAUGUGACUCAAUAUGAGCCUGAAGCAACUUGGCUUUCUGAUCCCCAAAGGUAUUACACCUUCCCCUCAGGUUUACUGUUAUCAGGCAGCCAAACAAAACAUUCUUUCACUUCACAAUCCAACUCUAUCCACACACAAAUCUCCUCACCCCCGACUAACACACUGAGGCUCAACCUGACAUGUGUGGCAGACGUGGGGCAGCUCUCCUACAAGACCAGUGCCUGGUCCUCCGUCAGCCUGCCAGUGGUGGUGCACCCCAAUGGCUUGACUGGAUCAUCAGGAAGUGCAGGACUACAGCACAUCCUUCAACUCAUCAUGUAUAUCCUGCCAACCCUCUACUUCUUGGAAAGUAAUGGCUAUUUAACUUGAGGAGCAACACAAGUGGAUGAGCCUCAAACCAACACAACAGUACAGAUGACAUAGGUGAUGGUAAAUAAUUGAAGACAUCUGCAUAAUAUAAGCAGUGUAUGCAAGAUGCAAAAACUGGAGUUAAAUGGAAAGAAAAGUAAGCUAAUGAUCUUCCAGAGAGCAAAAGAGAUGGUUGACUGAUGUGAUAAGCCAUACAGAGUAAACUAAAUUGUCAGAAAUCAAGUUUAAGUGACUAAUAGAACACUGAAAGAGUAAAGAUGCUGGCUCUAUAUUGAACAGUAUACAAGAAGAGAUGUGUGAAAGUUUUGCAUGGUGGGAAAAUGGUGAUUCAAGUAUUGCAAAGUAUGAGAAAAAGGAAAAGGAGCACCAGAAAAGCCUGAAGGGAGAGAGGCACACAUGAACUUCUUGGUACACUGCAGAGGAGUCUCUAACGAUAAUAGGGACAUGGCAGAUGUGUAUGUGAUGUAAAAUGUGCUCCCCACUCCAUGACCACCCAUCCACUCCACACAGACAGCAGUAACAGUUGUAAAAAGAUGACUACCCAUUUAUCAAACAAGCAACUCUCUACAGACAGCAGCAACAGGUGACAAUCCCCAAGGCAGGACAUUACAUGCAUUCACUUCUAUCUCUGCCACAUAAGGAGUUAGUUGCUAUGCUCAAUACCGCUACCACUGCACCCCAUUCCAGGUGAAGUUAUAUCCUAAUCCAGAUCUACACCAGUCUGCCUCUUGUAUUGUGUGUGACCAUAUGAAGUUUGUAAAUAAAGGAGUGUGAAGACAUGAAA